ACCGUUUUCAGUUGUUGGUGGUACCGCGGCCUAAAACCGCGCCGUGCGUUAUUUCAGUAGUACUAUCUCGCAUAUUUUCCGAAAAAUAAACAGGGGGAAACCAACACAAUCAUCUUUAAAUCAUGGAAAAACUAAUUUUUUCUAUCAGUGCGUAAUGUUUUUUUAGUGUAAAUUUGUGUUACAAAAAUUCUUAGUGCGCGAUUUUUUUUUAAAUAAAUAUAUUUUAACACUACCCUAACUGUGAGGAAUUUUGGUUUAAGAGAAAAUGGGGUUUUUUAAGUGGUUUUCUUUGGUCCUUCUCAUCGAAGAAAGUGUGGGUCAGUUGGCUUUCGAUCCUGGUCAUACUCCGGUCAUUGGUCGAAAUAAAGGGACCCGUUGUUACGACAAUUUCAAUAGGCCUCAGAGAUGUAUUCCAGAAUUCGAGAACGCCGCCUUCAGCAUGCCCAUAGAAGCCACCAACACCUGCGGAGAGUUAGGAGACCAGGAAUACUGUAUCCAGACUGGAGUAACAGGGAUCAGAAAAUCCUGCGAGAUCUGCUACCCCGGUCAGCACGACGCUCGCUACCUUACCGACUUCCACAACACCGAUAAUCCCACCUGGUGGCAGUCCGAAACACUUUUGGAGGGUGUCACUCAAGUCAAUUUGACGUUGAAGUUUGGUAAGGCGUUUGAUAUCACGUAUAUUCGGCUAUGGUUCUUUUCUCCCAGACCUGAGAGUUUUUCCAUAUCUAAGAAGACUACAGCUGAUGGACCUUGGAUUCCUUUUCAGUAUUACAGCGCCACCUGUCGAGACACAUACGGAUUACCCGAUCAGCACCAACUGUACUCGGGCAGAAUCGAUGAGGAUCGUGCUUUUUGUACGUCAGAGUAUUCCGACAUUUCGCCGCUACGUGGCGGCAACGUCGCUUUUGGAACGUUGGAGGGAAGACCGUCGGCCUACAAUUUUGAUGCCAGUCCAGACUUGCAAGAAUGGGUUACAGCAACGGAAAUCAUGAUCACCCUGGAUCGCAUCAACACCUUCGGAGAUGAAGUAUUCGGCGAUCCACAGGUACUCAGAUCGUACUUCUACGCCAUCGGUGACUUAUCCGUAGGUGCCCGUUGCAAGUGCAACGGACACGCUACCGAAUGCGUAGCUAGUACCGGUCCCAACCGUACUCUCAGCAGGGUGUGUCGCUGCGAGCACAACACCGCAGGACCAGACUGUGGAGAGUGUUUACCUUUUUACAACGACGCUCCUUGGGGAAGGGCUAAUGCUCAGGAUGCUCACGAGUGCAAAGAAUGUAAUUGUAACGGCUACUCCAAUCGUUGCAUGUUCGAUGCCAAACUCUACGAACUAACUGGACAUGGUGGACACUGUCUGGACUGCGCUGACAACAGAGACGGACCUAAUUGUGAACGAUGCAGGCCAAACUACUACAUGAGAGAAGAUGGAUACUGUACACCUUGCGAUUGUGACAAAACAGGUGCCGCGUUUCAACAGUGCAACUCUGAAGGCAAAUGCCAAUGCAAACCGGGAGUCACAGGCGAAAAAUGUGACCGUUGUGACGAAAACUUCUACGAUUUCUCCAAAACCGGUUGCAAAUCUUGUGAAUGUGACCUAUCGGGAUCACCACUAAACAAACCCCGCUGCGAUCCAUACAACGGAGUGUGUUUCUGCAAAGAGAAUGUGGAGGGCAAACAAUGUGACGUUUGCAAACCUGGAUUCUUCAACCUGGAUACCGAGAACGACUUUGGAUGCACUCCUUGUUUCUGUUUCGGACAUUCGUCCAAGUGUCAAUCGGCACCUUCGUACGCUAGGUACACUCUGGAGAACAGUUUCUCCAAAGGUGCUGAGAAAUGGCGGGCCGAAGACCGUUCUGGUCAGAAUGUGGCUGUCAAGUAUGACAGGAUAACUCAGAGUAUUGGUGUGCAAUCUGAAAGAGACGAAUCCAUCUACUUCGUGGUACCAGAACGGUUCCUAGGAGACCAGAGAGCUUCGUACAACCAAAUCCUGGAAUUCUCCUUGAGAAUAGGUGACAGCAGAGCUAUUCCAACAGCUGCUGACGUCAUUCUGGAAGGGAGCGGUAAACGCAUCACCAUCAACAUUUUCGGUCAAGGCAAUCCCAUCCCUGGCAUACAGACUCAAACUUAUCAGUUCCGUUUGCAUGAGGACCCAGAAUACCAAUGGCAACCUAGAUUGAGCUCUAGAGAUUUUAUUUCCCUGCUUACCAACUUGACAGCCAUCAAAAUCCGCGGAACUUACUCACCACAAGGAGUGGGAUUCCUGGAAGACGCUAAAUUGGAGACAGCCCUGAAAGGAGGUCCGGGAGACUCGGCUCUAUGGAUAGAGUACUGCGAAUGUCCUACUGGAUAUAUUGGACAGUUUUGUGAAUCUUGUGCCCCCGGGUACAGACAUUUUCCAUCUCACGGUGGCUCGUUCUCAAACUGUAUUCCUUGCGAUUGUAACGGCCACGCUGACAUUUGUGAAUCCGAGACUGGAAAAUGUAUCUGUCAUCACAACACAGCCGGAGAGAACUGUGAAUUCUGCGCCAGAGGAUACUACGGCAACGCUCUGGCCGGAACCUCCGAGGAUUGUCUACCGUGCAACUGUCCAGACGGGGGCGCCUGUAUCCAGCUGGAAGAAGACGUCAUCAUGUGUACAGAGUGUCCCACUGGAUACACCGGCCCGAAGUGUGACAUUUGCGCUGAUGGUUACUUUGGGGAUCCCAGAGGUCUUUUUGGAGCUGCCAGGCCUUGUGAAAUAUGCGCCUGUAACGAAAACAUAGACACUAAUGCUGUAGGAAACUGUAACACUACGACAGGGGAGUGUUUGAAGUGUAUCUACAACACUGACGGUUUGCGGUGUCAAAAAUGUUUACCAGGCUACUAUGGAAAUGCGUUGGUUCUGCCUAAAGGCGAUUGUAAGAGAUGCGAGUGCUACCCGGUCGGUACUCAGCUGGACAAAAAUCAAGAAACUAUUUGCGAUCAAAGCACGGGGGCGUGCUUGUGUAAGCCUCACGUUGUUGGCAAGAAUUGUAAUCAGUGUGAAGAUGGGUACUUCAACCUUGGAAGCAACGAGGGAUGCGAGAGCUGUAGCUGUGAUCCCGUCGGAUCAUACAAUCAAACUUGCGAUGUUUACACUGGACAGUGUUAUUGUCGACCAGGCGUUACAGGACCAAGAUGCGAUCAUUGUGAAGUAAGGAAAUACGGCUUCUCGUACGAAGGCUGCAAAGAAUGCGACUGCGAUAGAAUCGGUUCCGUAGACCUCCAAUGCGGUCCCUCGGGCCAGUGUCCUUGCAGGGAGAACGUAGAGGGUCGAAGAUGUGACAGAUGCAAGGAAAAUAAAUACGAUAGACAUAGAGGCUGUCUUCCUUGUCCGGACUGUUACAAUCUGGUCCAGGACGCUCAUACAAGUCACAAGGGGAAACUGGAUGAACUCAAUGAUAUACUGAUAGAGAUUGAGAGUCGCCCAACUGUGAUUGCUGACCAGGAUUUCCCUAUACAGUUGACAGAACUGCAGGACAACAUCGACGAGUUCCAUAACAAGGUAAAAGAAGCGACCGGGAAUCACAGCGUGACGCAUCAGGUGGAAGACAUCAAAAGACGCAGCGGCGACGUUGCCAGGUCUCUGGAAACGGUCAGGGAAAACAUCGAUAUCAUCGAGCAGAGAAACGACGAUGCCGACAGGAAUAACAAGAACAGCGAAGUUGUCUUGGAGUCGUUGGAAGUAGCCUUGAAUGACAUCAGAUCAAACUUUGACACCAAAGCCCGAAAAGCCUUGGAUGACGCGACCAAAAGGAACGAUCUGGUUGGUCAGCAAUCAGGCAAGAUGACCAACAUUUCUCAAGAAGCCAGGAAGUUAGCCGAUCAGCUGGACAACCAAGCUGAAGCUUUGGUUGCAAAAGCUAAAGAAGCUAAAAACAAAUCGGUUGAGGUUUAUGAACAGGCCAAAAAAUCCAACACAGAUCAGGUUUCGGUCACUGAUCAAGCGAGAAAACUCAAGAAAGACAUCUACGAUGCCGAAAGGAAACUCAACGAAACUCAAUCUUUCACCGAAGAUGUUAACAAAAAAAGUAAACAAGUCAAAGAAGACGCUGUCAGACUCUUGAGCGAAGCCAACAACUUAGAAAUCCCAAAUGUCGACUUGCCCGCUUUGGAAAAACGAUCCGACAAAGCCAGAAGCGAAGCUGACAGACUGGAAAAACGACUAGAGGCACUUUUUAAAAAUAGUGAUGAAAUAAAGAAAAACAUUGAGGAAAAAACUAACGACGCUGGAGAACUUUUGUCCAAAGCCGAGGAUCAGCAAAGCGAGACCGAGGAACUGCUAAAUGACAUCCACGAAACGAGGGGUACGGUCAACGCCACUAUUAGCAGGUGGAACGAGUACUUUAACGACACUGAGAACAUCUAUAAAGACCUCAGAGAUUUUGAUAGUGCUACCAACAAGUCCAAAGAAGAAGCGGAUAGAGCUUUGAGUACCAUUCCGGAAAUCCAGGAUACCAUCGUGAGCACUCUGCUGGAAAUCGACAAUGCUAAGAACAAACUGGGCGAUGCUCAAGAAGAUGCUAACAGUGCUCAGGAAAAAGCCGAGAAAGCUAAGGCAGUUGGAGCAGAAGCUUCUGAAAAGUUAAAAGAUUUUCUUCAAACGGCUAAAGAUCUGGACGCAAAUGGAACUACUCUGGUCGAAAAUGCGGAAGAUAUGAAGAAAAAAGUCGACGAUUCUAAAGAACGGCUUCGAAAACUUUUGGAAAGUACAAGAUUUAACAGUAGUUUGGUGGAUGUAGCCAAGGAAAAGGUUGGAAAAGCUACCAAAGACACAGCGGACGUUUCGGGCAAGGUCGACGACCUCAUAGGUGACGUCCAAAAAAUCAUCGAAGACCUCCAAGGUGUCUCUCACGUCAACGACACAGAACUAGAUCAGAUGGAGGAGGAAAUUGAGGUUAUAGAGAGGAAAAUUGCCGACACAGGCUUGGAGAACAAGCUGGUCAAAUUGAAGGACGAACACAAGGCUCAGGAGAUACUUAUUGAGGACUACAAUGAGAGGAUUAAAGGUCUUAGAAGGGAUGUGGAGAAUAUUGAGCAGAUUGUUAAGGCUCUGCCUGAUGAUUGCUUCAGAAGAGUGGUUUUGGAGCCUUAGUGGAAUCUUAGAAGAUUAUUAA
Messenger RNA from Sitophilus oryzae (rice weevil), 5138 nucleotides. Its product is annotated as laminin subunit gamma-1-like. The record is from RefSeq and is a predicted model, not a curated record. Lineage: Eukaryota; Metazoa; Arthropoda; Insecta; Coleoptera; Curculionidae. The coding region runs from base 266 to 5116 and encodes 1616 amino acids. The transcript has 20 exons.